Molecule: messenger RNA, 3979 nt
Organism: Nematolebias whitei (Rio pearlfish)
Lineage: Eukaryota; Metazoa; Chordata; Actinopteri; Cyprinodontiformes; Rivulidae
Gene: tbc1d2
Product: TBC1 domain family, member 2
Exons: 18
Coding region: 256-3600 (1114 amino acids)
Source: RefSeq, a predicted model, not a curated record
AACAAUAUAAAUAAACUCCUGUGCCUGUUUUUUUUUUUUUUAUGUCACGUGAUCCGGUUUCACUCCUUAAAAAUCCCUCUGACGUCACGUCUGGGAACCUUCCCUGCCAAGCGGAAGUUGUGUGUUUGUGGAGAGUUGAGCUGAGAGGAGGACAGAAACCGAAUCGAACCGGCCCAGCAGGAGAAGAAGAAAACAACUGCCAAUCAAACAAGACCGAGCGCUCCAGGUGCAUUCAGGCUCCGCCUCCUCAGCAGGAUGGAUGGAAGCGCCGCGGCAGGAAAUCUCAGCGCUGCCUCGUCUGGACCACUUCCUGCCCCCGCUGAUGGAGAGACGCUGCUCGGGGUCUCAGAGAAGCCGGAGGAGAACCAGGACCAGGGUUCAAAGAACCAGGACCAGGGUUCAAAGAAGCCAGAGGAGAGCCAGCGCGACAGAGAGUCCAGGUCCCAGAACAACCAGAGUCCAGCAGAAACACCAGUUCUCCCAACAGAAAAACUGAAACCUGAAGGUUCUUCAAAAGAUGAGCCAAAUCCAGAUCAGCCAGAACCAAAAAAUACCAGUACAGUUACACUAGAACGAAGAAAGCCUGCUCCAGAUUCUGGACAGCCAGAACUGACAGAAAAACCUCCUUCUCAAAAAUUGGACCCAACAAAACCAGGCACUCUUUGUUCUGAUCAUAGGAAUAAGGGAGAUCCUGCAGAGUCUGAACAAGAACCAGGUCCUCUUCAGAACCAACAAAACCACAUAGACCAGGAAGUUGAAAAACCUCAUUCUUCUGCGGAUCUAACUGGAGGGGCGAAGGAGUCCAAAACUAUUCAGAACCUCCAUGAUCCAGCUCCUCUCCUCCAACAGACUCCUCCUCCUCCUCCUUCUGCAGACCAACAGUCUCCGCCCCUUAACAUUGUGGAGUACAGUGAACAGGUGUGGCCACGCCCCCCUGUGCCUUCUUCAGGUGAACCCAAACUGUGUGGUUACCUGCUGAAGCAGGCAGGGCCUCUGAGGAACUGGAAGCAGCGCUGGUUCACCUACGAGGAGAAGAAAAACCAGCUGUUUUAUUACCGCACGCCGCAGGAUGUGACGCCGCUGGGCCGGGUCAACCUGAGCGGCGCCACCUUCACCUACCCGCUAAAGGCAGAGAAGGGCACUUUUCACAUUAGGACACCAGAACGCACCUUCAUCCUCAAGGCGGUGACCCAGGAGGUGAUGCUCUAUUGGCUGCAGCAGCUGCAGGUGAAACGCUGGCAGCAUCGACAGACGUCCACCUGUACGGAACAAACAAACAACAACAACAACAACACAUCAGACGACUUCCUGCCGGUUUUAAAAAGUCCUCUGGGCCUUGUGGGGGAGGAGGCAGCCAACACAACAACACAACGACCAUCACUUUCCAACAUGUCCAUCAAACACCCACUUAUUGAGUUCCAAAACUCGGUCCACAUGCUGAUGAAGAGGACCUCUCAGGAAAUGGGUCAGAGCGUCUUUCAUUCAGACGUGAUGGCGUGGACAUCUGACAGCCCUGCAAACAGCACCCCAACAGUGUCCUCCUCAGGAACGCCCACCGAGGACCCGCCCCCUCCUGUCCAGUUGGUUGAUCUAGCAGGCGAGGCGUCUCUGGAUGAGACCAGGGAGCCGCUGUCACCUCUGGACAGUCAGAGUAAGAAGAUAAAGUCUCGUAGCACGUCCACCAUGCCAGUUCGCCGCAGAGUCUCUGUGACCUUGUCCUCAGAGAGGACGUCCCGCAUGCUGCAGGAGAAACAGAUGCUGAUGGAAGAGGUCAAAGCUCAGAAGGAGCUGGUGUGGAUCCUUCACAAAGCUCUGGAGGCAGCCCAGCUGGAGAAAAGAACCUGUGCAGAGUUUCUGGCAGCAGAGGAUGAGCAGGAGCGCCUGGAGGUGCUGCGGCACCGUGAGCGCCAGGCGGCUGACCUGCGAGGCCGGCUGGAGGAGGCCAAGAUGGAGGCGGAGACGCUGAGGAAGAGUCUGUCGGAGAGGGACGCCCAGCUGCUGGAGCUCCAGGAGAACAUCAAGUCGCUGACGGAGAAGAACAAGGCCAAGCAGCAGGUGAUCAUGAAGCUGUCGGAUCAGGUGACUUCCUGUCUGUCCGACUCCUGGCACUCUGACCCAUCCUCCGGUCGUGUUCAGGACUCUCAGGCCUUUAAGCAGCUCCAGCAGCUUGUGGAGAACCUGAAGGACGACAUCGAGGCCUAUAAGACCCAGAACAAGUUUCUGAACUCGGAGAUCUAUCAGCUGACCCAUCUGUGGAGGAAGAGCUCAGAGCAGGAGAAGAGUCUGAUGAUGAAGUGUGCCUUCCUGGAGGCCACCAACUGUCAGGUGGAGAGUCGUUACCUGGGUGUUCUGCGGAAGCUGCAGGAGACCAAAUCUCUGGAUGCAGAGCAACAGAAGGCCGUGCAGAAGAUGAUUGAGGACGCUUUGAGAGGAGAGCUGAAGAGCAACUUCAAGCUCAGCUCGGACAGGGUUUAUGACGAGUACGGGUUCAAGGUCGUCCCAGACUACGAAGUGGAGGACAUGAAGCUGCUGGCAAAGAUCCAGGCUCUCGAGAUCCGCUGCUUCAACCUGCUGCAGCAGGAGGGAGUGGAGCGCCCCUUGCUGACCCGUUGGGCUGAGUACCUGGCCGGCAGGUCGGAUGAUAACCUGUGUCCCUCACCUGAACUCAAAGCUCUGCUGCGUGCCGGCGUACCACAGGAGUAUCGUCCGAAGGUGUGGCGCUGGCUGGUCCGAACCAGAACCAGGACGAUCUGGCAGCGCCACCCGCAGCGUUAUGAGCAGCUGUGUGAGAAGAGCCGGACGUCCCCCCACCCAGCGUCCAGACAGAUCCAGCUGGACCUCCAUCGUACCCUGACCACCAAUCAGAACUUCUCAUCACCAUCCAGCCCCGCCCUCCAGCAGCUUCAGCGCAUCCUGUUGGCGUUCUCCUGGCAGAACCCUGCUAUUGGCUACUGCCAGGGUCUCAACAGGUUGGCAGCCAUCGCGCUGCUCGUCCUGCAGGAUGAAGAAGAUGCAUUUUGGUGUCUGGUGGCCGUGGUGGAAGCCAUCAUGCCUCAAGACUACUACACCAAGACCCUGGUGGCUUCUCAGGCAGACCAGUGGGUCCUGAAGGACUUCCUGUUAGAGAAACUUCCUCGCCUCGCGGCUCACUUCGAGUCUCACAGCAUCGACGUGUCGCUCAUCACCUUCAACUGGUUCAUGGUGGUUUUUGUGGAGAGUCUGCCCAGUGACAUCCUGUUGCCUCUGUGGGACGCCUUCCUGUACGAGGGCACUAAGGUGAUCUUCAGGUACACUUUGGCUCUGUUUAAAUAUAAAGAAGAUGAUCUUCUGAAAAUCAACGACAAUGUGGAGAUCUACCAGUACCUCCGCUUCUUCACCAAGACCAUCUCUGACAGCAGGAAGUUAAUCGGCAUCGCCUUCAACGACAUGAACCCGUUUCCUCGCCGCCUGCUGAGGAAUCGCCGCGCACUGCACCUGGAGCGCUUGCAGAGGGAGCUCCGUGAGCUGGAGGAGCAGCAGAAGGAGUUUGUCACGGAGAGCGCCGAGCGUAAAGACAAGGAGCUGGACAUGGCGGCAAGCGAAGACGAUGAUGAACUUUAACCCCGCAGAAUGUUUCUGCUUUCCUGUCUGUGGACAGUUCUGAUGGUCAGAUCCGACUCUGAGUGAGUCGACAGAAAAGUCAAAAUAAGCCGUUUGUCACCUGCAAUCAGGUGGCUACAUGCUAAUGAGCUCGUUAGCGAGGUAACGAGUCCUGUCUCAGAUUAUCCGUUGUUUUUUCAUUAAGACACACAAGAUUAGGAAAACUUUUUAUUUAAAAAAGAGAAAAACGCACAAAAAACUGCAAAAUUCAAAAAACUUUAACACACACACAAAAAAUACAUCUGUUGAUCCUUGAUGACAGAAUGCAAAAUGAAAAAGCUUCACAUGACAAACAGAAUGAGUUUAAAAAAAAAUAAUAAAAAAAAUGUUUGCCCUGUAA